UGGAAAUCAGUUAUAAAAAGUCUUGCAAGACUAUCAUAGCCAAUGUAACAUGUUCCAUUUUUCCGUGCAAGAAUUUGCAUGAGAUUUCUAUAGCGUGGAGACACCGCUUCACUCUAGCUGCAAAUAAAGAACCUGCUUUACUCGUCUCUGGCAACGCAUACAUAAAGUAUGUAAAUAGUCUCUGCCGUACUGUGCCGUUACUUUUACUGCUAAGCGUUAUUCCCAUACUAUGCCAUAGAGUAUACGUAUGCUAGCCCCUAGGCCGUAAUGCUCUACAACAAAGGAAGUCAGUUUUGUAUUCUGAUAAUAAAUUAUGCGUUUUUUCAAUAAAAUAAUAUAUAAAAACUGAUGACAAUUUUUAAGUUCGGUUGUAAUUGAAAGAGGUGUUAGUGGCUGGUAAUAUAUGACAAUCGAAAUAUAUGAAAAAUCGAAAAAUUAGAAAUUUUUUUGUUUUUCAAUGUAAUGUUUGCUAGCCGUUCGACAAUCAGUUAUAUGUAUCAAUAACAAUCUAAAAUUUAAUGACAGCCAAUAAUGAAGCCACGCAUCAGAAACAACAGUUUGGGUCCUCAUUUUAGAUCGAUAGGGCCAAAACGAAUUAGAAAACCAAAGAAAAUAUUUACACCAGCAUCUGAUAAAAAAAGAACACUCAAUGAAGUAAAUUUAAAAAAAGUUAGAGCUCUGAAAAAAAAGAAAAAUAACAGCCGCUUGAAAAUUGAUUUUUCAGAAGAUUUUUCAGAUCAAGAAAAUGAUCAAAUUGAGAGUACCCGUACUGAAACAGUAAACGCAUUAAAAAAUCUUGUACUUAGUCAAAAUGAGUCUGAUGUGAGUUUUGUAGAUAGAAUAAAUCAUGAUUCGGGAGAAAAUUUAAACUCAAGUAAUUUAGAAGAUGAAAGUCAAGCUGGCCGUCAUAAUGACGAGCGUUUUUCUCGUGAAUCAAACCAAGCAUCUAGCUUGGAUCAAGAUACUUCAAUCAAUAAAAGACGUUCACAGUCCCAUUAUAGGUUACUUUAUCAAAGUGAUGAUGGUGAUUAUGAUUGCGAUGUGGACUCACCAGGUGAGUCAAGUCGAAACAGUCAAUUGGAUCAUGAUGCUAUAAGACAGUCGUUAGCUUCCCGUAAAGCAUCUAGCUUGGAUAGAGAAACUGAAAGAGGCUCACGGUCACCCAGUUUGAUUCAACUAAAUGAUAAUAACGAUGGAGAUGGUGACUUGGAGACAUUGAGUAGACCAGACCAAGAACGUAGGAUGAUUAGAAACCACCAAAUUCUUAAAAAUCAACAAAAUAAUACAUAUGACUUAGAGACACCAGUCAGAUCAAACCAAGAACGUACUAUGAGUAGAAACCGUCCAGUGAAUGAUGUUGUAGAACAACCAAAUACACCACGUAAAUCAGAGAGUUUUGAUGAUGAUUAUUCAACGGUAGAGGUCGACAAUGAUCGAUUCCAAAUGUAUGGUGCUGAUUAUGAGCAUGCUCCGAUGUUGUCAUUGGGAAACGGUAUUUUCUGCAUGGAAGAUUCAUGCUCAGUGCAACACACCUAAUUCUGUAGUUCGUUAUCUAAUGCAUUUUUAAUCCCGAACGAGUGCUGAACUGCACACUCACUGGUCGAAGAAUAAACAAUCAAGGAAAGGUUAGACAAAACCAGCCAAUGCAAGCUAUAAACGAUACUGCUAAAGACAUUAUAAUAAGUAAGAACAUGAUGUACAUACAAUAACAGAAUCGAAAAUUGUACGUGUUACCGGGCCGAAACGGAAAUUUACGGCUAACAUGAAUAAUACAUUACCGUAUGGUUAGAAUACUAUGUAUAAUAGCGGUAAAAAAAGACAUGGGUGCUUAACUACUGAGUAUAAUACUAGCCCGUAUAAUACCAGUAAAAAAAGACCUAGGGACUUAACGACUGAGUAUAAUACAUGUAAUAAUACUGUAAAUAA
Molecule: messenger RNA, 1926 nt
Organism: Aphidius gifuensis
Lineage: Eukaryota; Metazoa; Arthropoda; Insecta; Hymenoptera; Braconidae
Exons: 4
Coding region: 532-1536 (334 amino acids)
Source: RefSeq, a predicted model, not a curated record